Molecule: messenger RNA, 525 nt
Organism: Diaporthe citri
Lineage: Eukaryota; Fungi; Ascomycota; Sordariomycetes; Diaporthales; Diaporthaceae
Exons: 3
Coding region: 1-525 (174 amino acids)
Source: RefSeq, a predicted model, not a curated record
AUGCCUAAUGGCCAGACCUGCGUCCAAACCGCCUCGAACGUAUUUCUGACGGCUCAUUGUGGCGCCGAGGGCAGCUUUCUCUCUACAGGCUUCGCGACGUUUCCGCUUGUAUCUACAAUUACUAGUGGGGAAGGAUUGCUGACAUCCUCCGCGCACGACUUCAAGCGGCUCUACCUCAGCCGCUACUCAUCCGGUAUUAUCUUCUACGAUUUCCAACACAACCCCGAGUUUAAUCCCAGGCAAUUCUAUCUCGGCCGGGGCAUUAUCUGGUGCCGUCAUAGGUGGGGUGUCUUUCUCUUCAUAAAACGACGGAAAACACGGGGAAACAUCAGCGACGAUGUGAUGAAAGCGGCCGUGAGUGACAGGAAGCAGGGCGGCCACGAAGGUGUUUCUGAACUACCAUCGGUCGAGCGCUCUCUUGAGCUCCCGGGCCUUCGAGAUCCUAGUGAGCUAUCCGGGUAUCAAAGUCCUGUCGAGUUGCCAGCUUCACCAUACACACCGCAUGCAGUGCGAUACCGGCCCUAG